This is a messenger RNA of Colius striatus (speckled mousebird), 439 nucleotides long. It is a transcript of the gene DYDC1, whose product is annotated as DPY30 domain containing 1. Lineage: Eukaryota; Metazoa; Chordata; Aves; Coliiformes; Coliidae. The record is from RefSeq and is a predicted model, not a curated record. The transcript is spliced from 4 exons. Bases 1 to 399 code for a protein of 132 amino acids. Gene Ontology annotation, cellular component: Set1C/COMPASS complex.
AUGGAGUCUCAGUAUCUGAAGAAAUGCGUGGGAAGUUGCUUGAAAAAGGGACUCGCGGAGGUUGUAGAGCAUCGGCCAGCUGAUCCAAUACAGUAUCUGGCACAUUGGAUCUACAAUUAUAGAAGAAUCUUAGUUGAAGAAAAGCAGAGAAUGUUGGAGAGGACUGAGCUGGAGCAAGAACGGGAGGCAGCCCUGAUAGAACUCAAAAACUUAAGAAAAAUGAAGGAAGAAGAGAUAAUGAUCCAACAGAAACUUGAAGAACAACAUCAGGAAAAUGAAAAGACGAUAGCUGAACUUACAGAUAGACCUGGAGCGCCUGAUUUGACCAGAGUUGAGGAGCUAGAUGAGGAGGAACGGUUUGAGGACCAAACCUGGGUCUGCUUCCUUGAGAAGAUCUAGAGUUGCUGGUCUGUUUCCUGACUGUGAAUUUUGUGAUGAG